GUCGCUACGCUACCCGGCUGUCCAACCAUCGAACAAAUGUCGAGAAUGCUGCGACUGCAGCUGGUGGGUCUCGUGAUGCUGGCCUGUACCCAGAUCCUCACGGAACACCGCAGUUUUUACGAGAGCAGACCGCAGUACGACUACUAUUCGAGGUUCCACGAUUCUCCGGGACGCGUGACCAGGGAGGUGCGCGUGAAGCAGGGCCGUUUACGCGGCUUCGUGGUGCAGCCGAGGACCAACCACGAUCUCCAGCCAGUCGACGUUUUUCUGGGAGUGCCAUACGCGGAGCCUCCAGUGGGAUCCUUGAGGUUCUCUCCACCGAGGUCGCCGGAACCAUGGCGAGGCAUACGGCAGUCACAUGAAUUCGCACCCGUGUGCCCGCAAAUCGCGCCGAAACUGCGAGACGAGGUGAAACCGGUGCGGUACGAGUACCUAGAGAAGCUACUGCCCUUCCUGAAGAACCAGAGCGAGGACUGCCUCUACCUCAACAUCUACGCGCCGCAUCAGGUCGAAG
Eufriesea mexicana is the source of this 514-nucleotide messenger RNA. Its product is annotated as neuroligin-1. The annotation marks the transcript as partial. The record is from RefSeq and is a predicted model, not a curated record. Lineage: Eukaryota; Metazoa; Arthropoda; Insecta; Hymenoptera; Apidae. The transcript has 2 exons.